UGUUGCUCGUUUGUAUGCAUUGCACGCGUCUAGCAGCGUACCAUUUUCCACAGCCUCAGUUGGCAAUCGGUAAUUAGUGCUGCGUGACGUUAGUUCUCAAGUGGCCGAAAGAUUCGCAAAAUGAAACGUUCAAGUAGCUCCGGAUGGCUGCUGGUGGUUGCUGGUUUAGUGCUACUCCUGGGUUGUGUCCUUUCGCUACCAGCCGAGCAGGACCCGCGACAGGAAUACCCUACGCUCGCGGACGGUGCCAGCGUACACGAGGAAGUGAUCGUGGAAACUUCACUCAACGUACGGAAACCUUCUGCUGCGUCGCGGCAGAAGCACCAACAGAUCGUGAAACGUGAAAUACGCCACGAUCACGUAACUCACGGUACGUCGCACGUUAACAGGCUGGAAUCCCCAAAGGACCAUGGGAAAGGCCAGCCGCAUUUGGGCAAACACCACGUAAAGGUCGUACCGAACUGGAAGCGGGACAACGCGGCCAAACUGGACCACGGAAAGCAGUGAGAACUGUCCGAACCUCUCCAAUACCUUUCAUUCGCAGAUUAGUUUGUCGUGGUGGAUAAUGGCGGAAUUAGGAUGGAAAUUUAGUUCCCAGGAUGUGUGGCAUCGGCAUCCUUCAAUAGGGCUUCGAGCCGCAACAUCGCCUCGUAGUGGAUCAGUUUCGCCUUCUUUCAUGUCAUGCCGCAGUGAAGUGUGUGAAUGUUAAUAUGUAAAUUCAUAAUGCUCUAUAAUCCAGCUCUUGGCGCAGCUGGUGGAAUAAAUUAAAACGUGUCCACCUAACAUUCAAUGAUCCAUUAAACCAAUGCUUUGUAUUCCUUUCCAAACGCACAGGCUAGCUUAGUUUAAUUUAUGGUUCACUGUUUGCCCUCGCUAUUAAUGGGAAAAAGACAAU
Molecule: messenger RNA, 895 nt
Organism: Anopheles nili
Lineage: Eukaryota; Metazoa; Arthropoda; Insecta; Diptera; Culicidae
Exons: 3
Coding region: 121-507 (128 amino acids)
Source: RefSeq, a predicted model, not a curated record